Adineta ricciae is the source of this 1656-nucleotide messenger RNA. Lineage: Eukaryota; Metazoa; Rotifera; Eurotatoria; Adinetida; Adinetidae. The record is from the annotation of a GenBank genome assembly.
AUGGCCGAAACAAUUGUGUCUUCCAUACCUGCAUUACAUGCUUUUGACCCACGUACAACGACAUGGCAAUCAUAUCGGGAUCGCAUCGGGUUUUAUUUCAAAGCAAACCGAAUAAUGGAAGACAGCGACAAGAAAGCAUUACUUUUGUGGUCAAUCGGCGAUUCAACAUACAAUUUGUUGGAAUCAUUGAUGUCUCCAACGGCUCUCACCGAUACCACCAUCACAUUUGAAACAUUGACCAAGGUAUUAGAUUCUCAUUACGACAUUCGAAAAAACAUAAUGACAUCAACCUACGACUUUUAUUCUUGUGUUCAAAAGCCCGGUCAAUCGUUCAUAGAGUGGAAGGCAGAACUGUGUGAAAAGCUUCGACACUGUGGAUUUACAACAUCGAAAUUAGCAAAGAAACCACAGGAUAGAGCUUUACGUGACAUGUAUGUGAUUGGAAUAAGAAGUCAAAAGACUCGGCAAGCUCUUUUGAAAGAAGAAGAUCCAGAUCUCGAAGCAACAGAGAAAAUUAUUCAAAUGGCAGAACGUUUACAAGAAGAUGUCCGUCAUUUCAAUGCAAAUACGGGUCAAACAGAUGGAAAUGUAGCCAAGAUUGAUCGUCAACAAUCUAGUGGAACACCACGACAGCAAACUAGAUCGCAUAACAAACAGGAUAAGAAACCUUGCACAGUAUGCGGCUCUAGUCAACAUGUACGUGGUACAUGCAAGUAUCGAAAGUAUACCUGCAACUUCUGUAAACGAGUGGGUCAUUUGGAACGGGUUUGUCGGCAGAAAAAGGAUCCUAAACAAACCACGAAACACAUCACGACAGUGUACAAGGUCAACAAUACUAAUCAAUACAACAAAAAUCGCAACAACUCUCUUAAUGUGAAAUUAUUAGUAAAUAAUUAUGAAAUGGAGUUUGAAAUGGAUACCGGAUCAACUCAUACAAUCAUCAGUGAGAAUGAUUGGAAAAAUAUUGGAUCACCGGCAAUUCAAGCAACGAAACACAAACUUCAAUGUUACAGUGGGAAUUUACUCAAAUUAUUAGGAGAAUGCGAGGUGAGUAUCAAUUACAAAAAUCAAAAAUUAUCUUUACCUUUAAUUGUGAUACAUAGCAAUGGAUUAGCUGAGAGAUUUGUUCGUUCGUUCAAAGAGGGGUUGGCAAAGGAACGACUAUCAGGUCAAUUAAACAAGAAUAUUGCGGUUAGAAAUAUAAUGCGGACUUAUCGUUGGUCUAUACAUACAUCAACAGGUCGGUCACCAGCUGAUAUGAUGCUGCAAUAUCCAAUUCGUACAGCAUUACAUCGAAUGAAACCACUGAAACAUGGCUCAAAGCAGCAACGAAUGUCAAAAUACCAAGUUGGUCAAAUGGUUCUUACUAAAAUCAACCAACCAAAUGCUUCGCAUAUUUGGAAAUCUGGUAUGGUAACAAAACAGUUAGGAUCAGUUUUAUAUGAAAUUCAACUACCAGAUGGUAUUGUCAAACGUCAUCAAAAUCAACUCCGUCUUCAAUAUGGAACAGCAAACCAACAACCGGAUACUACAAGUCUACCUGAUGAUAUGUUAAAUCAAAAUCUCUUUACAGAAGCACAAUCUACAACACAACCGACAGCUUCUCGUUAUCCCAGUAGAAAUCGUCGACCACCGGAUCGAUAUACACCGACGUGA